AUGGACUCUUCAGCACUCAACCGAUUCGAGCUUGUGAGUCGGUCUCGACUUCUGGGCUCAUCGAAGGAGCUGGAGGAAUGCGAGCCAUUAACCUGGUGGGAGUACUUCUUUGGACCCACUAGCAAAACGGCCGAGGAGACCGUCCGCAUCGUGGACGGCAAGACGGGCACUUCUCUCUUC
Molecule: messenger RNA, 180 nt
Organism: Dibothriocephalus latus
Lineage: Eukaryota; Metazoa; Platyhelminthes; Cestoda; Diphyllobothriidea; Diphyllobothriidae
Source: the annotation of a GenBank genome assembly